AUGAUAAGUAAUAAGAAGAUUAGAUUAGUUGCAAUUUCUGCAGUUCUGAUAUUAUUCAUAAUAUUAUUCUUUAGGACUAGUUCCGAAUCUGAUAUACGUCCCGAAACAUUAAAUAAUGAUUCUAAAGCACAGACGUUGUUGACUGCUAAUAAUUUGAUCGAUUCAAAGAAUGACGACAAGGUUGAUGCGGCUAUCAAUAAUGAGAUAUCGAAACUUAACAAUGAUGAUUCAGAACAGGAUACUUCGUCAGAAAAGACACAAGAGGGUAAGUCCGUGAAAACAGAAGAUUUCGACGUCGCAAAGGCAUUAUUAGAAAUCAGAGCCAUGUCACCUAUGGUCAUAUUCUCCAAGACAUACUGCCCAUAUUCCAAGAGACUUAAGCAAUUGCUACGUGAUAAUUAUCAAAUAACUCCAGAACCUACAAUUGUGGAGCUCGAUAAACAUGGAUACGGCCAGAACUUACAGGAGUACUUAGAAGAGACCACGGGACGUGGGACCGUACCUAAUGUUUUAGUCGGAACUUCACUCGAAAGCAGAGGAGGGUGUGAUGAUAUGAAGAAGUUGCACGACGAGGGCAAAUUGCUAACCUUACUAGUCGAAUGGGGCUCAACUGACUCCAAAAAGCUCGACGUUAAGAAGAUCGAAGCACCAUCUAAUAGUUAG
Messenger RNA from Debaryomyces tyrocola, 663 nucleotides. Lineage: Eukaryota; Fungi; Ascomycota; Pichiomycetes; Serinales; Debaryomycetaceae. The record is from the annotation of a GenBank genome assembly.